This is a messenger RNA of Cyprinodon variegatus (sheepshead minnow), 3938 nucleotides long. It is a transcript of the gene limk2, whose product is annotated as LIM domain kinase 2. Gene Ontology annotation, cellular component: cytoplasm; nucleus. Lineage: Eukaryota; Metazoa; Chordata; Actinopteri; Cyprinodontiformes; Cyprinodontidae. The transcript is spliced from 16 exons. Gene Ontology annotation, molecular function: protein binding; protein serine/threonine kinase activity; ATP binding. Gene Ontology annotation, biological process: actin cytoskeleton organization; protein phosphorylation. The coding region runs from base 117 to 2198 and encodes 693 amino acids. The record is from RefSeq and is a predicted model, not a curated record.
GCAUUACGUCACUUAUCCUGCCAACAGGAGAGAGACAGCCGUGUCCAGCAGGAAUUUGGUCUUUGUUUUUUUUUUCCGUGCAGCUUUAAAUGAGGAAUUAGCGUUUUGCCCCGCUGAUGUUUUUUCAGAGUGGUAGUGUGGGAUGUACAGCUCCGCUGCUGCACAAUGAGAAGAUUGUAGAAAGAUCCCAAAUCUCGACGACGCUCUCAGGAGAGUCGAUGGAGGAAUCAGAGAAUAAUUGUUACUGUGCGGGUUGUGGAGGAAAAAUCCAAGACUCAUUCCAGAUGAAGGUCCUCCAGGAUACCUGGCACAACGCCUGCUUUCAAUGCUCGGUGUGCUGUGACAACCUGACCAACUGGUACUAUGAGAAGGAUGGCAAGCUGUACUGCCGGAAACACUACUUGGAGCAGUUUGGAGAACUCUGUCAUGGCUGUUCUCUGCUAAUGACAGGACCUGCCAUGGUGGCUGGAGAACACAAGUACCACCCCGAGUGUUUCGUGUGCCUGAGCUGCAAGGUGGUUAUUGAGGACAGGGAUACUUAUGCCUUAGUGGAGAGAUCCAAACUGUACUGUGGAAAGUGCUACAAGCAGGUGGUCCUCACCCCCAUGCUGGAGAAACGCUCACACGACUCAAUCUUGGACUCCUUGCCCCACACAGUGACGCUCAUCUCAAUGCCCUCUGCAGCCAACGGAAAGAGGGGCUUCUCUGUGUCCGUGCUGUCGGACGUGAACGGCUCGGCCAGCGUUCAAGUCACAGAUGUCAGAGGGAUACUUAUCAGUCCGGAGGUGCGAAGUGCUAUCCACGUUGGAGACAGGAUCCUGGAGAUCAAUGGCCUUCCUGUUGGAACGCUGAUGGAGAAAGAGGUGUACGAUCUUAUUCACCAAACCAGCCACACGCUGCAGCUGCUGAUAGAGUACGACCCAGUGAGGCAUCGUUUAGAUCGGCUCAGACUGGGAUCGCCCAGGAACGAGCUGGGGGUCCCUGCUACGUCCCGCAUGCGUCUGUCCUCACCAUCUGACACGGUCCUGGAGAGGACAGACGAGGUUGAUGAUGGCACGCUGAAAAGAAGAUCUUUAAAGCGAAGUAACAGCAUUUGCAAGUCUCCAAAUUGCUUAAAAGAAGCCCCAAUAAUCACGAAAGACAUUGGUCGCUCUGAAUCCCUGAGGUCCUCCAGCAGCUGUUCUCACCGCAUUUUCCGUCCAUGUGACCUAAUCCAUGGAGAAGUCUUAGGAAAGGGCUUUUUUGGACAGGCCAUCAAGGUGACACACAAAGCCACAGGGGAGGUGAUGGUGAUGAAGGAGCUGAUCCGCUGCGAUGAAGAGACGCAGAAAACCUUUCUAAAAGAGGUCAAAGUAAUGAGAAGCCUCGAUCAUCCACACGUACUGAAGUUCAUCGGUGUGCUGUACAAAGACAAGAGGCUGAAUCUCAUCACAGAGUUCAUUGAAGGAGGCACGCUAAAGGAUUUCAUCAGAGACAUGGAUCACUUUCCUUGGCAACAAAGAGUCAGCUUUGCAAACAGCAUCGCCUCCGGCAUGGCUUACCUUCAUUCCAUGAGUAUCAUCCACAGAGACCUCAACUCUCACAACUGCCUGGUUAAACUGGACAACACCGUAGUGGUGGCUGAUUUUGGACUGUCCCGACUGAUUGUAGAGGAGAAAGUAAAACCUCCCCCAGAGAAACCUUCAACCAAGAAAAGACUGCUAAGGCGCAGUGACCGAAAGAAGCGGUACACGGUUGUAGGAAACCCUUACUGGAUGGCUCCAGAAAUGCUAAAUGGUAAACGCUAUGAUGAAAAGGUGGAUAUUUUCUCAUAUGGGAUUGUUCUUUGUGAGAUUAUUGGAAAAGUGUACGCAGAUCCUGAGUGCCUACCCAGGACGCUGGACUUUGGUCUGAAUGUUGGCAAGUUUGUGGAGAAGUUUCUUCCUGAAGACUGUCCUCCAGCUUUCUUUCCCUUGGCUGUGGCCUGCUGUGACCUCACACCAGACAACCGUCCAUCGUUUCAAAAGCUGGAGGACUGGUUUAAAGCCCUCUCCCUCAACCAGGAGCUGGGAAUUCCCCUGCCAGCUGAACUGGAUGAACUCCAUCAGAAUCUGAGUCAACUCUACUGGCCUAAGGACCCAGUUCAAAGCUCAGAGCAGCCACCAACCCCAACAGCAGAAUCUACAGACUGCAAUAGCGUGACUGACAACAACUCCUAGGAUUUGUUCCUGUACGACGUGUAAUUCACUCUCUGUGAUGCCUCCUAAGUGCUGCACUAAUUUUGUGGUUGGGAAUGAGAGAGGAAUAAUGUUGAACCCGAGCCAUGCUAGAACUGGAUAACCUGAGAUGACUGGACCAGUCGUCCCUUGUUUUGGAACGUAACUCUUGAGUGCCAAUGCACUGCAGUGAGAACAAAGAGUCACAUAUCAAAUUCUUAACUUUUUGUUGUUUUUUUUAUUGCUGUCCUUGUUUAACAACACUAAUGUGUUCUUAACAUUUACAGUUUAACUUUGGCAACACAGGUGAUCCCUUUUCCUGUGGACAAACACCUUUUAACAAUGUUAUUGUCCUCAUGUUACAGUAGUCGUAUUUUUCUGGCUCUGAUGUUUUUCACAUAGUGAUCCAUCCACGCCUUAAAGAGGAGUGGCCGUACUUUAAGCUUAAAGGAAAAACAAAUUUAAACUGCGCUGCAGGUAAGGAUCAUUGUCAAACAUGAACCCUUAAUAGAAAGGAAAGUAGAUCAGUCAGUGCAGAACACUUUUCAAGAAGAUUCCUCGAGACGAUUUUCAUUUCAACUAAAAUAAUCGAAUGAAAAGCACCGACCAGUUUCUUUUGGCAGAUUCUAGUUUCUGUAAACCUUUUUAAGAACUGAAACUGAGUCAUAUUUUUUCUUUUUAAACUGUCCCUUAGAGCUAACUCUAUACUGAUGGACAGGAAAGGGCAACAUAUCCUUUGAUCUAAAUUAUAACCAGUUGUUUGGAUCCCUCUAACCGAUCUCAGAUAUCCAUAAAAGUGUCCAUGGUUGUCCACCUGUUUAAAUUUCUUAAUGAAAAAAUAAAUUAAAUCGGUUAGAAAUAUCUAUCUCCAGCUUUCCAGUUAUAAUUGCUCAUUAUUUGUUUUAAUUAGCACUGAAGCGAUAUCACCCUGUUUGUGGGAGAGAGCAGUGGCUGUAAAAACUUUAUUUUACCCUAUUAGAGCAAAAAACAACAACCUUAGAGUAAAAUUUUUUUUUUUUUUUAAAAGACACACUGUGGACUUCGUGACCCAAAUAGUUGAUGCAUAUGAGUUAUUUUAAAUGAUUCCUUUUGCCAAUAUACAGAGCUUGACACUAUCAAUGCUACAAGCAGGGAUCCCCUCUUAAAAUACAGACUAUGUAAGUUGGGAGAUGAUGCACCCUCCUUGGCCAGGUCACGUGACCUGGAAGAACAUACUGCUUUAUGGCCACAGGCUCUUAUAUCAUCAUAGAGAUAAGGCUUUUUCUCUACAAUUUCCCGCCUACUUGACUACUGGUCAUGGCUGAGGCCAGGAAAAAGUUUAAACCUUCUCAGGAGGCUAAAAACAGAAAUCGUGAAAGGGAUCGUUCCUGAGAACAAACAAGAGUCGAUCGUGGAAAGGAGUUUAUUCACUGGCACAGGCUGAAAGAAGAAGCCAGAUAUAAAACCGAUUCUCAUUUCUAAACUUUAUUAUUAGACCUGAAUGUUUAGAUGUUUAGUAGAAGCUAAAUACGGGAUGUUACGGGUCUAGCACCCCUGGUGAACAAAAGUUACACGGUGUGCCUCUAAAAAAAGCCCUGCAGUGUUUUAAGACCCCAAGCAGAGGUAGCUGGUAGUAUUUCUGGUAACAUUUUGUGUCAUUUUAUUUUUUUUUUGUCCAUGGACAACUGCUUGUUUUAAGACCUUUUCUGCGUUUUUAUAAAAUGUAUUGAUUUCCCCCAAAUGAGAGCAAAAUAAAAGAAUUAU